Messenger RNA from Stereum hirsutum FP-91666 SS1, 867 nucleotides. RefSeq lists its product as uncharacterized. The coding region runs from base 1 to 867 and encodes 288 amino acids. Lineage: Eukaryota; Fungi; Basidiomycota; Agaricomycetes; Russulales; Stereaceae. The transcript is spliced from 3 exons. The record is from RefSeq and is a predicted model, not a curated record.
AUGCCUUUUACCAACGAUCUCACGAUCAGACGUGAAUGCUUCCACGCUUGCCACAAGUGCAACAAACACAUUCGAGAAAGUCAUCCCAGCGGACCUGUCCUCGCGAAAUAUGGGUAUCCGAGGGAACCUACAGCAUGCCCUCCCUUUCUGGACUUGGGAGCAAAUCUACGUCGGUGCAAAUCUUGCGGGCUUGCCUACUAUUGCAGUAAAGAGUGCCAGAAACAAGACUGGUCAGCACACAAGUUCCUCUGCCGUGGCUCUGCGGCAGAAAACAGGGACUUGCUCGAAAAUCACGGAAAAGAAAUGGUCGAGCGCAACAUCUCAUUCAAGAAGUUCUGCGACCGGAAUAGGAUCACGCUCAACUACAUCGGCAUGCUCGCCUUGCGAAACGGAGCGCCAGGGAGUCUAGUCGGUACCCAUGCCUUCGUCGUAAUACUCGACACCACUAUUGAAGGCGCCGAUUCAACCUCCGCCAUUGCAACAUCUUCUUCACAGUCUCCGAAGCGGCCCAUAUUCCAUCACAAGCUCCGUAGCGCAGGCCCCGUACCGAUCGACUUAGCCUUCGAGAAAUACAUGCCAUGGCAUGACGAGGAAGGUCGCACCGUCCUCAAGAACAUCGGGCUAAUCAAUAUCCUCGCAGAGCGUGAUUUCCAGGUUCUUCAGGUUCUUAUCGUCGACGAUGGUCUUCCACCACCCGCGUCGACUCAACUUCGUCCUGCCUCGAUCAAACCAGAAUUCACGGCUCGCUCGCGUCGCGAGUUUCUCGAGGAAGGGGUUUGGCGGACUAUAUCGGAAAGUAUGAUCAAUGCAGAUGAUGAACGCGCUGGAGAAGCGAAGACAGGAGGACGCGAAGUCGAUGGCUUUUGA